UGUAGUAACUACGUGGUCGCGAUAGUACAAAAAUGUAAACAUGCACAGAUAAUUUUUGGUACCUUUUCUAAUAAUUUCUGUAAUUUUAUAGUAAUGUACAGUAUUCAAAUAUUAUAGAAAGGUGGCCUAAUAUAUUCUAAAUGGACGCUGCUAUCUGAAAACUUCGUUCCAACACUUUUGUUUUUUAGAACCGAAGUGAACAUAGGCAAAAGCGUCGACAAGCGCCGUAGAAUUUCCAAGUCCGUUUAAUGGCGGACGCCAAUAAUUUUGGAAGUUUCGUGAUUCUAUUGUUCUGUUUUCGAGUAUUUCAAUCAUAAUUCUAACCGGGAAUGAGUUUUAUUGUAAGUGAUCGAACUUAUUGUGAUAUUUACGUGAAAGUGAUAUGAAAUGUUCUGUUAUAGCGUGACAAAAGCGCCUGCUAGAUAUGUAACCUUUUCCCUAACCUCGUUUACGCCAAUGGUGUAGAUAUGUGAUCGAUGUGUGUGGUUCUGUGAACGAUUAUUCGUCCGUUUCGCGUUACAAUUAGUGCGCAGUUAAUUUGUUUAUUAGUGAUGGAAGUGUCCGCGUCGCGAUUUUGCUAUCCGACGCACGAUUUCGAUGUAACGUAAGCGAGCCGGUCGAUCGUCAACGCAGGGACGGUCGCUCGCUACCAGCCGAACAUGGCUGCGACGCAGGCUGAGUCUCAGCGAAGCGAAGCGAACGUAGAGCAGAGUCCAACGGAGCAGCUCAGUGAAUCUCGGAACGCUCUAUUACAAAACGGGACCGACAAGUCCAUUGGGCGCGUCCCGCCCGAUGGCGUCGUGAACACAAAGAGUAAAUCGCCUAUGUCGGCCGAUCCGGGGCAGCCGCGCGACGGUGGCGAGGCGCCGGGGCACGACAGGACGGGAGAGCGUCCGGUGCCGGACCAGUACGGCCAGUAUCGUUACCCAGAAGGCGCAGAUCCUUAUUAUUCCGCGCGGCCCGGUUUUCCCGGCAAACCGCGGCCGCCUCCGCAGCAGGGCCCGCGCUUCUUCCCGGGGCAGGUGUCGCAGGCGCCGGGCCCCACGCCGACGCUCAACUCGCUGCUACAGUCGAGCGGAGCGCCGCCGCACAGAUACCCCAACAGCUAUGAGCAGCCGCCGGCGGGCUACGGCCCGGCGCCCGGCUGGCCGCCGCCGCCACGGCCCAUGCCACCGUACAAUCCCCAAGGAAGCCCUUACAGAAAUUCAACACCGCCUAGGGGAUACGGUGGACCACCUUACGGGCCUGGGGGCCCCGGCGGGCCCCAGCAGCCCCCAGGCGGGUAUGGCCCACCAGGCUCUUACCCUCAGAGGUAUCCGCCGCCGCCUGGACCUCCUGGUGCACCAAACUCGAGACCGCCGUUCUCUCCACAUCAGGGCUAUGAGAGGGGCGGAUCACCACAGCCUCCCGCGCAGCCGCCGGGCGCGCCGAGCCCCGGGCCGGGGCAGAACGCCCCAAUGUCCCCCACGCAGGACGCUCAGCACGCGCCGCACUUGCCACCCCAUGGGGCGCAGCCUCCACCGCAGCAUCAGGGUUAUCCACCGCCGCCAAGGCCACCGCAACCGUCCACACCAAAUGCUCAUGAUCCUGACUCGGAUCUGACCGGUCAGAACAGCAAUGACUCGGGCGGCAGCGGCAGCGCUGGACGCGCUACCACGCCGCACCUGAGGCCCACGCCCAGCCCCACCGGCUCGAGCGGGUCGCGAUCCAUGUCACCAGCUGUCGGCACACAGAACGUAACGAUGCCGCCGCGAACGUCGUCCUCGCUGCCGGACGGCAGCGGGCCCCCGCGGCCCGGGGGCCCGGGCGGGGCGCCGGGGCCCGCGCCGAGCCCCGUGCCGCCGCCGGGCGCUAUGGUGGCGCAGCCCUACUCGCACCACGCGGCGUACAAGACGGCGCACUACCCGCCGCAGCCCUACGGCUACCCGCCGCGGAACCACCACCCCUACCCGUACGGGUACCAGCCGCGGCCGCCGCCGCACCCGCCGCAACACUACCCGCCGCUAAAGCAGCAGCCACGUCACAUGGGGCCCCCGACGCCCGGCGGCGGCGGGCCGGGCCCCGAGGGCGCUAUGCCCCCACCGACCGCGCCAGGAGAAGCCCACGAUAACGGGCCCGCAGCCCCCGCCAUCGCGCUCGUCACCACGGGCCCCGAUGGCGCGCCCUUAGACGAGGGUAGUCAGCAAAGUACGCUUAGCAACGCUUCUGCAGCAUCAGGCGAGGAGCCCUGCGGGACGCCCAAAGGGCGCGGCAAGGACUACGGCGCGAGCAGUGCGGCGCCCUCGCCGUCGCCCGGCGGUGGAAGCCACUCGUCCGUGCACGACGACUACGACGCCUCGCCCUCGUGGCCGCGCCCGCCCUCUAGUCCCGUGUUUAACAGUCACAUACCGCCGGAGUCCUACAGAUCAAAGAAGUCGGACUCGCUGGGCAAGCUGUACGAGAUGGACGACGCGCCCGAGCGGCGCGGCUGGGUGGAGCGGCUGCUGGCCUUCAUGGAGGAGCGGCGCACACCCAUCGCUGCCUGCCCCACCAUCUCCAAGCAGCCGCUUGACCUCUACCGUCUUUAUCUGCUGGUGCGCGACCGCGGCGGCUUCGUGGAGGUGACGAAAAACAAAACGUGGAAGGACAUAGCGGGUCUGCUGGGCAUAGGCGCGUCGUCGUCGGCUGCCUACACGCUACGGAAGCACUACACGAAGAACCUGUUAGCAUACGAGUGCCACUUCGACCGCGGCGGCAUCGACCCGCAGCCCAUCAUCAACCAGGUCGAAGCGUCCACCAAGAAGAAGAGCGGCAAGUCCAACAACAACUCCACGGCAGGCUCAUCAAAUUCCCAAGAAUCAUUCCCCGGAGGCGGCGCGGGCGGCGGCGGCGGCGCGUCAAUGGAUGGCUACGGCGGCCAGUACGCCGGAUACCCGCCGCAACCCAACCAGUCACAAGGUUACCAGCAAGGUUACGGGUAUGAAUAUGGAUCUCCUUACCAGCCCAAUAGGCCAGUAUAUCCCCCCUAUGGACCCGACGGUGACAGGGGGUACCGGACGGGCGGCGAGUACCAGUACGGCGGCUACGGCGGCGGCUACCGCGGGGGCCCGGGCGCGGGCGGCGCGGGCGCGGGCCCCGCCCCCGCCGGCACGCCGCCGCCCGCGCAGCCCUACCCCGACUACUACCGCGCGCCGCACCCGCACCCGCCGCACUCGCCGCACCCGCACCAGCCGCACCAGCCGCACCCGCCGCAUCCGCCGCACCCGCCGCAUCAGCCCCCGCACGAGGUGUCGGGCGGGCAGGGCCAGGCUGCUGGUAUAAUGAGCUCGCAGCUCGCGCGGCAGCUGGUGGCGCCGCUGCCCUCCCCGCGUGUCCCCUACUACGGCGGCAAGGCGAUCGGAGCGGGCGCGGGAGUCCAACCGCCCGCGGGCACGCCGCGACGGCACCCGGACUUCGCUAAGGCAGACGGGUACGCGGGCCCGGUCGCGCCGGGCGGCGGGCCGCCGGGCCCGGGCGCGCCGACGGCCGGGCCGGGGCCCGCGGCCGCGCGCUUCCCGCCCGCCUGGCCCGCCGCCUUCCCGCGCGCGCAGCCGCCCUCGCCGCAGCCGCCCUGGCGCCCGCCGCCGCCCGCGCAGCCGCCGCCCGCCUGGCCGCACCAACCCUACCAGCCACAGACGUCCGGCGCGGCGUGGGGCGGCGCGCCGCGGCCCUCGCACGAGCCCUACCCCGCCGCGCCAUCGCCCAGCACACCGUCAGGAAUGGCGGGCGGGCAGAUAAAGCGAGAAAUGACGUUCCCCGCGGAAUGUGUGGAGGCGGCGCUGCCCACCGGCGACAAGCGGCGCCGCCUCACCAAGGCCGACGUGGCGCCGGUGGACGCCUGGCGCAUCAUGAUGGCGCUCAAGUCCGGGCUGCUGGCCGAGACGUGCUGGGCGCUCGACAUCCUCAACAUCCUGCUGUUCGACGACAACUGCAUAGGCUACUUCGGGCUGCAGCACAUGCCCGGCCUGCUCGACCUGUUGUUGGAACACUUUCACAGAAGUUUAAGUGAAGUGUUCGACGCGCCGACGACGGAGGAGACCCCCUGGUACGCGCGGCCCGCCAGCCCCACGCCGCCGCGGGCCGCGCGCCGCCGCCUCGAGCCGCCCGACCCCGCCGAGCGCGUGCGCGUGCUCGCCGGCGACAACUACACGCUCGAGACGCGCCGCCGCCAGCCCGUCACCCUGCGCGCCGGCGACGAGCUGUUCGCGCCCGAGCCCUGCGCCGCGCCGCGCGCCGCGCUCGACGACGUGCUCGAGCCCUGGCAGCACGCCGAGCCCGCCGCCGCGCACCUCGUGCCCUGCUUCCGCGCCGACUACCUGCACCUGCCCUUCGCGCGCCUGCUGCCCGGCCGCCGCGCGCCCAGCCCGCCCGCGCCCGCGGCGGCGGCCACUCCCGCGUCGGCCGCCACGCCCGCACCCGCCCCCGCCCCCGCCGCGCCCGACGCGGACAACCUCGAGGCCGAGCCCAUGGAGCUGGAGCCCGAGCGCGAGCGCCGGCCCGCGCUGCAGGUGCGCGACCCGGCCGGCGUGCUCAAGCGCCGCCGCCUCGAGGACUACGAGGACGAGUGCUACACGCGCGACGAGCCCAGCCUCAACCUCGUGGACGAGACGCGCGACGCGCUCGCCAAGCGCUGCGUGGCGCUGUCCAACAUCCUGCGCGGGCUCACGUUCGUGCCCGGCAACGAGGCCGAGUUCUCGCGCUCCGGCGCCUUCCUGGCGCUGGCCGGCAAGCUGCUGCUGCUGCACCACGAGCACGCGCCGCGCGCCGCCCGCGCGCGCGCCUACGAGCCGGCGCGCGACGACGCCGAGCCCGACGCCUGCUGCUCGUCGCUGCGCGGCGCCGCCGAGUGGUGGUGGGACGCGCUGGCGCAGCUGCGCGAGGACGCGCUCGUGUGCUGCGCCAACGUGGCGGGCGGCGUGGAGCUGGCGGCGCAGCCCGAGGCCGUGGCGCGGCCGCUGCUGGACGGGCUGCUGCACUGGAGCGUGUGCCCGGCGGCCGUGGCCGGCGACGCGCCGCCCGCCGCGCACGCCGGCUCGCCGCUGUCGCCGCGCCGCCUGGCGCUGGAGGCGCUGUGCAAGCUGUGCGUGACGGACGCCAACGUGGACCUGGUGCUGGCCACGCCGCCGCGCGGCCGCAUCGGCGCGCUGUGCGCGGGGCUGGCGCGCGACCUGUGCCGGCCGGAGCGGCCGGUGGUGCGCGAGUUCGCCGUGAACCUGCUGCACUACCUGGCGGGCGCGGGCGGCGGCGCGGCGCGCGAGGUGGCGGCGCAGGCGGCGGCCGUGGCGCAGCUGGUGGCGUUCAUCGAGCGCGCCGAGCACGCGGCGCUGGGCGUGGUGAACCAGCACGGCGUGGCGGCGCUGCGCGACAACCCGGACGCGAUGGGCACGUCGCUGGACAUGCUGCGGCGCGCGGCGGCCACGCUGCGGCGGCUGGCGGGGCACGCGGAGAACCGGCCGCUGCUGCGGCGGCACGAGCGGCGGCUGCUGGCGCUGGUGAUGAGCCAGAUCCUGGACCAGAAGGUGGCGCACGAGCUGGCGGGCGUGCUGUUCGCGCUGGCGCAGGCGCGCGACUGAGUGUGACGUCACGCGCCGUGUACAUAGGGGGCGCCGGCCGGACUGUUAGCCCCUCCGGUUUUGUUAUUUAUGUCCGUGAUGAUUUAUUUACGAGAAUGUCGAUGUGCAUUACGAUUUCUAUUGUUCGAUCGAAGAAAGAUGUAUUAUAACUCGUAAUUUUGAUUUUUAUAAUAAAAUGGGACUUGAAUCUGUUUAUUGGUUUUAUGAUGGAGAUUUUAUACCGAGUACCUUUAGCGCCUUUGUCUAUAAGAGAAUACGUAGUGGAGAGUGUGAGGAGCUUAUGUGGGCUAUAAGUUUUAAUUAAGUUUAAUGUGAAUUAUUACAAUAAUCUAUAAUAUAUUGAAAUUGAAUCUGAA
This is a messenger RNA of Ostrinia nubilalis (European corn borer), 5947 nucleotides long. It is a transcript of the gene osa, whose product is annotated as trithorax group protein osa. Gene Ontology annotation, molecular function: DNA binding; nucleosome binding. The record is from RefSeq and is a predicted model, not a curated record. Gene Ontology annotation, cellular component: nucleoplasm; nBAF complex; brahma complex. The transcript is spliced from 19 exons. Lineage: Eukaryota; Metazoa; Arthropoda; Insecta; Lepidoptera; Crambidae. Gene Ontology annotation, biological process: regulation of transcription by RNA polymerase II; positive regulation of DNA-templated transcription; chromatin remodeling. Bases 660 to 5591 code for a protein of 1643 amino acids.